AUGCCGCAUGUCAUGGACGACUGCCUCGGCAUUGUGCAGCUUCUUAGCGACGGCACCGGCGAGGUGCCAUCCAACCUACCCAUCCAGUGGAAGGACGUCGUCUACAACGCCGCGCACGCGCUCCACCUCCGCAUGUACAGGCCCACCGACGACAACACGACGACGGCCAAUAAUAAGCUACCGGUGCUCGUCUACUUCUACGGCGGCGGCUUCUGCCUGUGCAGCUUCGAGCUGCCCCACUUCCAUGCCGGCGCGCUCAGGCUCACCACGGAGCUCUCGGUGCUCGUGCUCUCCGCUGACUACCGCCUGGAGCCCGAGCACCGCCUCCCCGCGACGCACCGUGACGCCGAGGCCGUCCUGUCGUGGCUCCGCGCCUAG
Miscanthus lutarioriparius is the source of this 378-nucleotide messenger RNA. The record is from the annotation of a GenBank genome assembly. Lineage: Eukaryota; Viridiplantae; Streptophyta; Magnoliopsida; Poales; Poaceae.